Messenger RNA from Aspergillus melleus, 3044 nucleotides. RefSeq lists its product as uncharacterized. The transcript has a single exon. Gene Ontology annotation, biological process: amino acid activation for nonribosomal peptide biosynthetic process; secondary metabolite biosynthetic process. The coding region runs from base 1 to 2928 and encodes 975 amino acids. Gene Ontology annotation, cellular component: cytoplasm. Lineage: Eukaryota; Fungi; Ascomycota; Eurotiomycetes; Eurotiales; Aspergillaceae. Gene Ontology annotation, molecular function: phosphopantetheine binding; catalytic activity. The record is from RefSeq and is a predicted model, not a curated record.
AUGGGACCUCAAAGAGUGAAGUCGAAAGCCGAUAUCGACAGCGAGACUCUAACAGAAAUCGCCCAAACGUGCAAUGUGCCCGAAGAGCAGAUCGAGGAUGUAUACAGCUGUACCCCUCUCCAAGUCCGACUCAUUGCAAGAGCCGAAGUCUUCCACUUAGCUCUUUCUUUUGGGCCUGGAGCCGAUAUUGAUCGGUUUUGCAAGUCUCUGACCCAAGUGGUCGCCGCGAACCCCAUUCUACGCACGCGGUUCGUCAAUACUCGACUAGGAAUACUGCAGGUUAUCACGAAUGAAGAACAUGUCACGCAAACCAACUCUGGGGACCUCGAUGCGUAUCUUGACGAUGAGAACGCACACAAACUAGGCCUGGGGGUACCUCUCUUCCGAUCUACCGUUUUCGGUAGGAAGUUUGUGGCCACGAUCCAUCAUGCAGUGAUGGAUUACUGGUCCGUGACUACCUUCUUCAAAGAAGAUGUAGUGGGCGCAUAUCAUGGCCAAUCGCCGAAAAAGCGACCUCCAUUUAAAGACUUCGUGGCGCAUGUCGCGAGCAUCGACGAGUCUGCGGCACAGACUUUCUGGGGUCCUCGCUUUAAAGGAGUUCCCUCUCUUUUUCCGACAGUGAGCCCCGGGUUUGCCCCCCAUGCGAAGCAGAUAGGGACGCGGAAAAUUGCACUGAAGGGAAUUGGCGAGGGGUUGUCUCCUUCCCAUCUAUCUUCGUUUGUCGCGGCAGCGUGGGCUUUGACGACGGGUGUUUAUACGGGCAGCGAGAAUGUUGCGUUCGGUCUUGUUUUGUCCGGUCGUUCAUCUGCUUUAAACGGCCUGGAAAACGCUCUAGGGCCCACAUUGGCUGAAGUGCCGGUACAGGUUCAGCUGCCGCGAAAUCUAACGGUCGAAAAGCUCAUCAAAGAUCGAGCUACGGCUUUGCGCCAACUGCAAACACAGCCUACCCUGCAAUAUGGCAUUCAGAGCAUCGGCGCCCUCAGCGAUGCAGCCCGUAUCGCUUCCGGAUUUCAGGCCUUGAUUAACAUUCGUCCACCGUUACCGAUCGCUGCAGAGGCGACAGAUGUCCAGUUUGAACGCUUGUUGUGGCCGCAGGGCUCCUUUAGCCUUGAACUGGUGUGCAGCCUCUAUGACGAUGGAAUCCUAGUUGAACCGAGGAACGAUCCUGCUGUUCUGGAUGAGCGCCAACUGGAUCGAGUUUUGAACCAAUUCGAGCACACAUUGCAAAUGCUCACGGAGGUUCCGUCGCAAACCAAACUGGGGCAACUACAGUUAUUGAAUCAACGCGACCGUGCAGAGAUUCUAAAGUGGAACAAAAGCAUUCCUGAUCCGGUCGAAAAGUGUGUUCACGACGUCUUUCGUGCUCAGGCUCGCGUGCGCCCAGAACAAGUCGCAGUGGAAGCUAGCGAUGGGAAGCUGAGCUAUGAAGAACUGGACAGAUUGUCGGAUCUCCUUGCGAAUGAUUUACGGAGAAGGGGUGUCACUACUAACAAGCCAGUGGCCCUAAUUUUCGAAAAAUCUCUCUGGGCUAUUGUUGCCGUGCUUGGGGUCCUCAAAGCGGGCGGAGCAUGCGUACAGAUCGAUAAAUAUGCUCUGUAUGACUACAGAGCCGCUAUCGUCUCUACAACGAACGUGAAAAUCGUCUUGACUUCGUCUGCAGAGUAUAGCAACUCCGCCAAUCUAGCACCGGAUGUUUUUGCCGUUAGCGAAGAAUUUAUGGCUGCACUUCCAGAGCAUAUUGGGCCGGUUGGUAAUAGGACGAGCUCACCAGAAGAUCUCGCCUAUAUCGUUUCUACGAGUGGAAGUGGCACAACGGCUCCGAAGGCAGUCACGGUUGAGCACCGCAAUCUUGCUUCGUCCUUGACCUCCCUCGCUGAACGUCUCGGCUUGCAGUCUGGGAACCGGGUGCUCCAAUUCGCUGCUCCAGUUUCCAAUACCAGUAUUGGCGAGAUAUUCGCGGCUCUCUUGUUCGGUGGAUGCCUUUGCAUACCGUCUGAGGCGGCGAGUGCAUCGAAUCUCCCUGGUUUCAUCCAGUCCAGCAAAGCCAACUGGGCAUUUCUACCUCCAGGAGUAAUCCGGACAAUGUCACCUGAUGAGUGCUCCUGUCUACAAUCACUAGUCUCUCUCGGCGAGCCCAUCGACGUUGAGACGGCUAGCGCCUGGAGCAAUGCAGUCCGCUUUUUCAACGGCUAUGGACUAUGCGAGGCGUCCUUCCUCAGCACCAUCGCAGAAUUCAAACCGAACUCCGAGAACCCAGAAAGCAUUGGCUUCCCAAUCGGCAGCGCCAUCUGGAUCGUAAAGCCGGGAAACCCCAACGAACUGACACCCAUCGGCGACGUUGGGGAACUCUGGAUCGAAUCGCCCUCCGUCGCCCGCGGCUACCUCAACGACGACCCCAGAACGUCCCCAUCCUUCAUCUCGCCACCUCUCUGGGCCUCAACCUACCAGCGAAACGCAACCCGCUUCUGUCGCACCGGCGAUCUGGCCAAAUACAAUUCGGACGGAAGCAUCACCUUCGUCGGCCGCCAAGACAACCAGGUCAAGCUUGGUGGACAGAAACUCCAGCUCGAGGAGCUGGAGAGUCUUCUGGCUCGCUGUACCCAUGUUCGGGAGAUCGUCACCUCCGCGAAGAUUUCGGCCGGUCGCACGCAACUAGUUGCAGUUGUGUGUUUGGCUGAUUCGCAAUUUCCGCGAACUGCCGUGCUCCAGGACCUACCGGAUACUGAGAAGGAUGCUGCGACUGAACGGUUGGGUCAAGUUCGAGACUACGCCAGGUCUAGGUUGCCGGUUGAGAGGGUGCCUACUAUUUGGUUGAUAGUGGAAAAGCUACCGAGAACUGUGUCGGGGAAAUUGGAUCGGGGGGCUAUAAGGGAGUGGUUGAAGGUCAAGGUGCAAUCUGUUGUGACGCCGCGAACGCCGAUGUUUUAGAAGAUAUUAGAGUGAUAACCUCAUAGAAGUGAAUAUAGUUUCGAGUAUCGAAGAUAUCUUCUUUAUGGUUACACUUGAAAUAAAGACUCCCAGAAGUACGACCUCCCCACAGCGAG